GGAGGAGGGGCCGAAAUUUCAAGCGGCAGAAGGGCGGUUGAUGGACUCGUUAUCAAUUCCUUGUCAAUUUACGCUUAAAAGGUCUUCAAUAAGGGAAAUUGGAACAAACCCUAAAUGGGUACUCCCCAAUUUCGUGAAAUUACAGAGGAGUUGGAAAAAUAGCAGAUAUUUACCCACGAAAGGAUGUUUGGCUGCUGGAAAUGGUGGAUUGGGUCAGCAAACAAAUGGGGUUGGUGACAAAGAUGGUGUGAUUAUUGUUGACCACGGUUCACGGCGGAAGGAGUCCAAUCUCAUGUUAAAUGAGUUUGUGACGAUGUUUAGAGAUAAAACCGGGUACCUGAUUGUAGAGCCUGCUCAUAUGGAGUUGGCAGAACCAUCAAUAACGAAUGCAUUCAGUUCAUGUGUUCAACAAGGGGCAAAUCGUGUCAUCGUAAGCCCAUUUUUUCUCUUCCCUGGCCGACACUGGCAUCAGGAUAUUCCUUCCUUAACAGCUGAAGCUGCAAAGGAGCACCCGGGAGUGUCAUAUGUUAUAACUGCACCUCUUGGGCUUCAUGGGCUAUUAGUGGAUGUGGUGAAUGACAGAAUCAAACAUUGCUUAAAACAUGUGGCCGGAGAUGAGGCUGAGUGUGCUGUUUGUGCUGGAACAGGCAAAUGUCGGGUGUAUCAAUUAGGUGAGGCAUAAUGUGAAGCAAUUUGUAAGGGUUCUUCGUAGCAAGGAUCGAGGAGAAGAAAACGAGUACAUGAGACUUGGACCCAAUGUGUGAUGCGCUACGUGCCUCGGGUUGAUCCACCAUCUGCUUACUAUGCUAAAUUAUAGCAGAGUUUCUACAAGGAAAAAACUAUAAUUUUAAUUUAUGUGGGUUGUAGUUGUGGGCCUUGGGGCUCCUUCAUCAAUAUUAAACUGCCUAUUUUUUCUUAUUGCUAA
Messenger RNA from Vitis riparia (riverbank grape), 925 nucleotides. Its product is annotated as sirohydrochlorin ferrochelatase, chloroplastic. Gene Ontology annotation, molecular function: lyase activity. Bases 41 to 682 code for a protein of 213 amino acids. The record is from RefSeq and is a predicted model, not a curated record. The transcript has 6 exons. Lineage: Eukaryota; Viridiplantae; Streptophyta; Magnoliopsida; Vitales; Vitaceae.